AUGGCCAACCAAAUAUACCAAUACUCGCUCCUCAGCGCCCUCAUGCACGGCAUCUGUCACGAAGGCCGAAGUGUUCAGCAAGUCCUCCAGCACGGCGACCACGGUCUGGGGACCAUCCGCGGCUUGGAUGGCGAGAUCGUGAUCGUGGACAGCAAAGCCUAUCACUUCCCCUCGGACCCUAGAAAGCCGCCUCGAGCCCUUUCGGCGACCGCCACCCUGCCCUACGUGGUGAUCACCCGCUUCCAGCCCAGUCUGCUCAAAAGCCUCCCCCGUCUGUCCAUGGCAUCUCUAUCCGACGCCCUCUCCCCCCUCCUCCCAACCCAACAAAACACUUUUAUCUCCGUUCGGCUCGACGCGUGGUUCCGCAAAAUCUGUUUCCGCGUGAUCCCCGCGCAGAGCCGACCACGGGAAUCGUUGAAAACCCUCGCCGCGCGCCAGGUCAUUAAGGAGUGCCGCGACGUCCGCGGCGUGAUCUUCGGGUUUUGGUCCCCACCGUAUACUAGCGGGUUCAGCGUGGCCGGGUUCCAUCUUCAUUUCAUGUCUGAGGACGGCGCCAGCGGCGGCCAUGUUGUUGGGUUCGAGGCGGACGGGGAAGAGGUGAAACUUGCGGCGGCGCCGAUCCGGGAUUAUCGGGUGGAAGUACCAGCUGGGGAAGAAUUUCACGAGGCUCCGGUUGGAAAUGUGGCAGAGAAGGAGUUACAUGCUGCUGAAGGGGCUUAG
Molecule: messenger RNA, 720 nt
Organism: Aspergillus melleus
Lineage: Eukaryota; Fungi; Ascomycota; Eurotiomycetes; Eurotiales; Aspergillaceae
Product: acetolactate decarboxylase
Exons: 1
Coding region: 1-720 (239 amino acids)
Biological process (GO): acetoin biosynthetic process
Molecular function (GO): acetolactate decarboxylase activity
Source: RefSeq, a predicted model, not a curated record